This is a messenger RNA of Triticum aestivum (bread wheat), 2002 nucleotides long. RefSeq names its product F-box/FBD/LRR-repeat protein At1g13570. Bases 1 to 1092 code for a protein of 363 amino acids. The transcript has 4 exons. The record is from RefSeq and is a predicted model, not a curated record. Gene Ontology annotation, molecular function: protein binding. Lineage: Eukaryota; Viridiplantae; Streptophyta; Magnoliopsida; Poales; Poaceae.
AUGGAGAUGAGCCCCCAUGAAGCACGUAGAUUCAAGCUCCGACGCCACAACAGCAGGCCGAAGACGCGUCUGGACAAUCUCCCCGAGGAUGUGAUACAAAAGAUACUAUCGCGCUUGCCUCUAAAGGAGGUGGUGCAGAUAAGCACACUGUCGAGUGGGUGGAGACAUGUCUGGAGAUACCACCCAGAUCUAAUCUUCAGUGUUGAAAAAUUGUUUGAUGGCAAGGACAAGGGGGACCAAGAAUUUGUUACUAGUGUCAAUGAUAUCCUGAAGGAUCAUUACUGUACUGUUGUGAACAAGUUUAAGGUGAAUUAUGGACUAUCUGAAGAACACGGUGAUGAUCUUGAUGAAUGGCUCCGUUUUUCUGUUCUAUCAAAGGCAAAGAACGUUGUUCUUGAUCUACGCCCUCCACCCAAAUGCCCGGAUAAUGUCUACAACUUCCCUCUGCAUCUUUUUGAUGAUCGAAACAGCUCAUGUGUGCUGUCUCUCCGACUUGUCUUAGUGUGCCUAAGGCCAGCUCCGAAUUUCUGUGGCUUUGCAAACCUUCGAUCACUCAAAUUGCAUAGGGUUUAUGUAUCGAAGGACCUCCAUUGCAUGCUCCCACACUGUGUUGUCCUUGAGUGGUUAAGCCUAACAGACUGUUUCAUGCCUUCCUUCACCAUGUCUGAGCCACUAGACCACCUGCAGUAUGCUUGUAUUCAGAAUUGCAGCCUACAAAGCAUGGAACUGCAUGCACCAAAUCUCACAGUAUUUGAGUAUUCAGAGCAGGAUGUGCCGAUUGUGCUUGGCAAAUUUCACAAGCUGACAAAGGCAAAAAUUGAAGUAUUAUCAGAUUCUGACAAUCUAGACUACACUUUUAGUCAUCUUGUUAGGGCUAUGCCUAAUGCGGAGGAAAUCUCUCUUAGAAUUCAUAUCCAAAAUGAGGCACGACAGUUCAUGACAGACAGCCGAUGUGAUUUUAUUAAUCUGAGGUAUCUCAAUAUAGAGGUUUUGGUGGACGGAGAUCCAGGUUGUUCAAGUGGGAUUCUUCGUUUGGCUUCUCUAUUGGAACUAACUCCCUCUCUUGAUGUUCAAUCUGCAUGUGUUGUUUAAUUCUAGCCUGCGAUACAAUGGUGGUGGUGAUGCCACGAAGACUUCAGGCCACAAACUUAGACAUCUCAAGAGGGUAUACAUGUCAGGAUUUGCUGAUCUCCGGGGCCAGUUGGAGCUUGCGUGGUAUAUCCUCCAGCAUGCCACCGUCCUCGAGCGCAUGGUCAUUGAUCCUAGUGUGAAGACUCGCUUCGGCUCGCACCGUGCAGUUGAGGGUGGGCUGUUCCAGGAUCUCCUGGCAAUAUACUUGCUUCUACCCAAAUUUCCAGAGGUCCUGACUGUUUUGAGGGCACCACCGCCAGGGUAUCGGUGACCUGGACGGCCAUUCUUCCAGCUGGGCUGGUUUAUUCUAGGAGAAAGUAUAUUUUUCGUCCUUCAACUCUUUUAAAAAUAUAGUGAUCAUCCCUUAACUUCAAAAUCAGCAAAACUUAGUCUCUCAAUUUUUAAAAUCGGAUAAUUUUAGUCCCUCAUGUGGUUUCGUGUGGACGUGGAGUGGUUUUUGAUUCAGAGUUUCAGACACGUGCACGAAAGGUGCUCGGCAUAGCCCAUCAAGCAGCAGUGCACAUGGGAGGUGAAACACGCAAGCAGUAGCUGCAGCAAUGAGCGAAUAUGGCGGCGGCGCGGCUUGGUUUAUCCACCAUGAGGCCGCCCAACGACGACCUGUGCAGGAUGCCUUUCUGGCGUUUCCUGCCUACGUGGUAGCUGCUGGAGUCCUGGAGGCAGGAUGCUCUUGAGCUCUUGUCGCUGCCACUGCUGGUGCUUGUGCACGAGCGCUCCGAGUCUGACUCCUCGUGCAGGCCCUCAAAAAACAAGCCUGGCACCUACAUUUCUUCAGUUCAUGUUGAGCUUGGACUUGACAUGGCUGUAACCGUGAUGUUUUACAGGGGACGGCGAUCGCGAGCUUCUGCAAGGC